Suillus clintonianus is the source of this 1972-nucleotide messenger RNA. RefSeq names its product Mif2/CENP-C like-domain-containing protein. Gene Ontology annotation, cellular component: kinetochore. NCBI's taxonomy places the organism in Eukaryota, Fungi, Basidiomycota, Agaricomycetes, Boletales, Suillaceae. Gene Ontology annotation, biological process: kinetochore assembly; attachment of mitotic spindle microtubules to kinetochore; spindle attachment to meiosis I kinetochore. The transcript has 6 exons. The record is from RefSeq and is a predicted model, not a curated record. Bases 46 to 1758 code for a protein of 570 amino acids. Gene Ontology annotation, molecular function: centromeric DNA binding.
CCCACGGCACUACUCCUCCAGCUUAGGUGCUCGCCGUCACCAACGAUGCCACGCGAAUCCACAGACCGCAGAAAAUCAAGCAUAGGCAGUCGCAGAGGUCCCCCAAAGAAACAUAUUCCCUUCCGCGCCGAUGAUCUGGGCCUCGGAAAGAAAACCGGGAUCGCAGUCCAAUACGUCGGCCGCGACUCUGAUGAAUUCGAGCCUUUCGACGAAGUCAUCAAACAAGCUGACGAUCGCACACCACCACGCGUGAAAUCACGCAAGAAGAAGGCUACAGUCGUCACCCCCGUCCCAGAAUUCGAUGAAUACGAUGAGAAUGGAGAAAUGUCUAUGGAGUUGGCCGAAAGCAACCAGGGCAGUCCGCUGGCUUACUUUACGAAUGCGCCUCCCAUAAUAGCGCCUAAUAGUGCGCGUAAAUCGGGCUCGUCGAGAUCUGUCCCGCGAACGUCUGAGAUCGACUUUGACGAGGUGCCUUCGCCCCGUAUGCGCGCCGCACCAUCUAGGCGUGCGUCUACUGUAAAUGGUGCGGGUCCUUCGGCACUCCACAAGUCGUUCUCUGUGUAUAGCGACAUCCAUGAAUAUGACGCUGCUCCUGACCCCGAAUUCGAGCCAGCGUAUCAAGACUUUGGCUAUGAACCCCCACCGAAUGACAGCCCGCCACGAUCAGGAACAAGUUCUAAUGACGUGAAUGAGGACGAAGUGGACGACGAGAAUGAUGCUGCGGAAGUUGAGAAGGAGAUGGCAUCACAUGCGAAGAUGAAACUUGGCAAGGGCAAGGGCAAGCGGCGUGCAGAUGUGGAGGUGGAGCAACAGGAGGAAAACGGGAUCGAUGAGGAUAUUGCACAGGGACUUGAAGAGGUUGAGAAUGCACCAGACGAGGAGGAAGAUGAAGACCCGCCCCCUAAGAAGCCACGCAAAGAAGAUCCGAAAGAGCAAAAACUUAAGAAACCUAAAGCAGCACGCGCACCCAAGCGAAUCAUCAAACCAUUCGAAGAGAAUUCUCCGCCACCCGAUGGCGUACGUCGCAGUCGACGACAUCGGUACAAACCGCUUGAAUACUGGCGCUCAGAAAAAGUCGUCUAUGGGCGAAACGAUUCUGGCCUAAUUCUCGUUCCUCAGAUUAAAGAAAUCAUCCGCAUCCCGCAAGAGCCUCCUAAACCACUCGGAAAAGCAGGCAAGAAGCGCAAGCGCACAGGCAGUGAACGCGCGAAGAGCAUUCUUGAGCCGGUUGACCCCGAGGAGGGCUGGGACGACGACACGCAGGAAUCUGGUGUUGUGAUCGAUUAUGCCACCGAGGAGCCAGUGUUAAGACGCAUUGUCUUCACAGCAAAGAAGGUCGAUCCCAAACCUGCGGCUGGCGGGGGGUGGUUCUUUCAAAAGGUCUUCGGGGAGGGCGACUUUAUUGCAGCAGGCGUGCUUCGUAUACCCCCGCAGGGCCGCAAACCAAGCAAAGGGACGAAAGACAAUACUUAUGUUUUCUAUGUUAUUGAAGGCGCAGUAGCCGCUGUGAUUCACGAAUCACAGUACAUCGUAGCUACAGGGGGCAUGUUCAUCGUGCCGCGUGGCAACACGUACUACAUCGAGAACAUCUCCGAUCGAGACGCAAAAGUUUUCUUCACGCAAGCACGUCAGGUAUCAUUAGAUGAAGACCAACAGCUAGAUCACAUAUCGCACUCUGCGCCGCCGUCAUCGCAUCCCCAGCGGUUGAGUGCGGGUGCUACUUCACUGGGUAAGAGGGGGACGUCGAUGAAGAUGUGAGCUGUCUGGCAUGACAAUUGUGAAUUUAAUAGUGCAUUCUUUGUAUCGCAUGCAUCGCAAUUUCUUUUUUCAUAUCGUUAUCGGCUCAGUGUAACUUAUCGUAAUUAAGUGCCGUUUCUGUCGACGAAAUGGAUGGGACGCUUAGCGAGCACUUGUAUCCGUCAGCACUUGGUCCAAUACUCAUACCCUUGUACUCCAUCCCAAUUAUGUCAGG